UUGUUGUUUCACACACUGCAGCUCUAAAUUUGAGCUGGUGUCCCCACAGUGACUGGAGUUUCCCUCCUGCUCCUAAAUGCAUCACCAGAAGGAGGAGGAGUGACUGAACGGUAACACGCGCGCGUGCGGAGUCACCCUGAAUGAUGUCCGGAGCCACCACCAAAUCUACCACUCCUCACUGCGUUAAAAUGAAAAAGGACGAAUCUUCUUUUUUGGGGAAAUUAGGAGGAACCUUGGUGAGGAAGAAGAAGUCUAAAGAAGUGAGUGAUCUUCACGAGGAGGGUAAGAAUGCCAUCAAUGCUCCCAUGCUUCCCACUGGGACUGACAUCCAUCCAGAGGACACGCUGCUGGAGGACAAUGCUGAGAGGGUCAUGUUGGACCCAACAUCGAGGGAAAAUCUUAAGUUCAAAGAUUUAUUGAAGGUCUUGAUUGACUGGAUCAACAGUGAGUUGGAAGAAGACCGGAUCAUAGUUAAAGACCUGGAGGAGGACUGCUACGAUGGACAAGUUCUCCAGAAGUUAUUUGAAAAGUUGUCUGGCAGGAAGUUGAAUGUGGCUGAGGUGACUCAGUCAGAGAUCGGCCAGAAGCAGAAGCUCCAGACAGUUUUGGAGGCUGUGAAUGAACUGCUGAGGCCUCAUGGCUGGACCAGCGAAUGGAGCGUAGACUCGAUCCAUUCAAAGAACCUGGUGGCUAUUGUUCAUCUGCUGGUGGCGCUCGCGAUGCACUUUCAGGCCCCUAUCCGACUUCCUGAGCAUGUGUCUGUACAGGUGGUCGUGGUCAAGAAACGAGAGGGAAUCCUGCAGACAGCUCUAGUCUCCAAAGAGCUGACGAGCACCACAGAGAUGAUGAUGGGACGAUUCGCAGAGCGGGACGCCUUCGACACCCUGUUGGAUCAUGCACCGGAUAAACUCAAUGUUGUAAAAACGUCACUCAUCACAUUUGUGAACAAACACCUGAACAAGCUGAACCUGGAAGUUACUGAGCUGGAAUCUCAGUUUGCUGAUGGGGUGUACCUGAUAUUACUGAUGGGGUUGCUGGAAAACUACUUUGUCCCUCUGUACAACUUCUUCCUCACCCCUGAGAGCUUUGAACAGAAGGUCCACAAUGUGGCAUUUGCCUUUGAGCUGAUGCAGGACGGAGGCCUGAAGAAACCCAAAGCCAGACCAGAAGAUGUCGUCAACCUGAACCUCAAGUCCACGCUCCGGGUUCUGUACAACCUGUUUACCAACUACAAAAACUCUGAGUGAACUUUUGCAGUUCCAGCUGCUGAUAUUACUCUGAACACUGUCUUGUGCCUCUGCUGAUAUUAUGCUUUACAGUAUGUCUGGACACUGGAGGAGAAGAACUAGGACUGAAGUCAUAAUGUGCCAUAAUAUGCCACAAAAGAGUGUAUUUAUUCCAUCUUUAAUUACAGGAAACCCAGCAAAAUGAAACAAGGGCAAAAGUUUAAAACUGGAAUCAUUUGUCUCAACUUCAGUUGCGUAUCCUCCAGAUUAUUUAAGAAAGUUAAAAAUGCAAUUAUAUAUAUAUUAUAUAGUGUCUAAAAUGCUUUGUAUACAUAUUCAAAGAAUGGAUUACAUUUCGGGACAUAAUAUCAAUUUACUCUCUUUCAUCUCUUUUUGAAAGUAACAAAAACACACCACUAAAGCUUUCACAACACUUCAAAUCUAAUUUGUUAUAUCUGCACAACAAAAACCUUUGUCAUUGUCCACAUGGGACACUGUCCUAACAAAUAACAAAAAUAAUCUAGUCCUGCAAUAUAACGGAACAUUACAACUGACGGAUGUGCAGUAUAAUGGCGUUUGUCAGUAGUAAUACUAGAGUUUCUGAGUCAUAUGAUUUAAAAAUGGAAAUAUUUAAAACUGAGUUCAAGACAGAGGAUUUUGUCUCAAUACUGAAUAUAAUGUUUCAGACUAAUGACCUGACUUGAUUAAUACAGGAACUAAAUCUGCAUUUUGACUCGAGUUGAGAUUAAUUUGAGCUCCUUGAGGAUAAUUCCUGUUGUUUGUUUAUGAUUUUUAAAACACUGCGUUGUCAUCAUUAUGCUACCUUUGCUUUUUUUUACACUCCACCAAACAAAAUCAGUGUAAUGCAGCAUCUACUGUAUGUGUAAUUUUUAGAAAGCAUGCUGAUGCUCUGGAAUAGUAAGUGUAACACUGCAGUGGUUUGGUUCCAUGGCCUCUUAAAAGCAGAACAACAAUAGUAUAGCUCCACUCUGACUUUGUAUCGUCCGUUCAAAGUAGCAAGGCUCAAUAAUGGCGCAGCAUUCUUGUAUUUAACGGACUCUAUAAAAAGGAUUAAUGAGACUGAGCUAGAGAGUGAGAUUAAGGGACAGUGCAGUGAGUCAAAGCCAGGGAUUGAGUGAAUUUUUUUUUUUUAUAUAACAUUUUUAUCUUCUGAUAAUAUACCUGGGGCAGUGGUGUGAUGGCUCAUAUUGUUACUUCACAGUAAGAAGGUCACUGAUUUUGGAUCCUUGUUUGACCAACCAACCGAAAUUGAUAUCUACGCCUCUACCACCUGUAGGUGUUUCGGCUGAGGGCUUUUCUGUGUGUGCAUGGGUUUUCUCCAGGUAAUCUGACUUCCUCCCACAGUCCAAAGAAAGGCAGAUGAGGGAUUUGUAUAAGGGACAUUCUAAAUUGACCAUAGGAAUGAAUGUGGGAGUGAAUAGUUGUUUGUUGAAAAUGAUGAAUAAAUGACUGUUGCUUUCACCUGGGUCAGUACUUUUAUUCUACUAUAGACAUACAGGAAAAUGUAAAAAUGACUCUUAUUAUGACUCUUAUUUAGUCCCAAGAAGUAUUUGGUCAAUAGGACGCAUUAUGAUGACAUAAAAGUACAUGUCAUGACAUGUCAAAUGCAUUUCCAUUCUAAUCAAUAAUAAUAUAACUUUUGUAAACAAAAAAGAAAGUAGCCAUGAUAUAGCAUUCAGUCGCAACAGCAGAAACUUUGAACCAGCAACAAUGUUAACUAAUCUAAUUUGAGACUUAGAAUAUCUUUCUUUUCAUCAAAGAUACAAAAGUUAUAGUUUAAACAUUGGCCUUACAAAGAACGGCUUCAAACGUCCCCCAAAUCCUCAACAAACAAAUUAAAGUGCAUUUGACUGGUCCACACUGGCCCACAGUAAACCCACGGCCCCACACACUGCUACAAAAUCCUUUAAGAAGUGUGAACAAGUGUGGUCUAUAACAGAACAUAUGAAGAAUGCUUUGGUUAUUCUUGUCAUAGCUGUGGGAUUUAAACUAUAAUCACCUCUUGAAGUAACUGUGACCAACUACCAUUUAUCCUGAACGACCACAUUAUAGGCCACGUUUACAAGCUGCUGCUGUUCACUUUAGCUUUAAGUGCAGCGUGCUGUCACAGUCCAUGGAGAGCAGCAGUUAGAUUAUCCUUACUGACCGUCCUUUCACAUACUCUACUUGAAGUCCCUCAGGAAGCCUGGGCCCACAGUGCCAUCUUGAGACCUGCUAACAUGUAAAAAUGUAUGUAUUUUAGAGCCAAUCUGAAUUAAUAAGAGUGGAAAAGUCAAUCGAGACUGUGUCUGCAGUGAAUUGGUCACCUCUGCUCAUUUUCUCAUCUUGCCUAUCAAAAAAUAAAUACCUGGGAUCAAA
This is a messenger RNA of Solea senegalensis (Senegalese sole), 3605 nucleotides long. Its product is annotated as beta-parvin-like. Gene Ontology annotation, biological process: establishment or maintenance of cell polarity; lamellipodium assembly; actin cytoskeleton organization. The transcript has 13 exons. Gene Ontology annotation, cellular component: focal adhesion; cytoplasm; actin cytoskeleton. NCBI's taxonomy places the organism in Eukaryota, Metazoa, Chordata, Actinopteri, Pleuronectiformes, Soleidae. The record is from RefSeq and is a predicted model, not a curated record. Gene Ontology annotation, molecular function: actin binding. The coding region runs from base 141 to 1247 and encodes 368 amino acids.